Messenger RNA from Rubroshorea leprosula, 1174 nucleotides. The record is from the annotation of a GenBank genome assembly. Lineage: Eukaryota; Viridiplantae; Streptophyta; Magnoliopsida; Malvales; Dipterocarpaceae.
GAGAUCUCCAACAUGGAGACUUGAGCUCUUAACCACUGAGAUGUCCUCUAGGGAACAGUUGAGAUUUGUAAUUUGGUUAAAAGUUUACUUUGUUUAGGGCAGGUUUCACCAAGUUCAUCAAUCCAAUCAUCAUCAAGAUGAUCUUUUAAUUUCACCUAUUGGCUCCCCAGUUAAACAGACUUAAGGAAUUAAAUGUGGUGAAUUUAGCAGAUUCAUUGCAUCAGUCAAAAUGAUCAUGAGGUAAUAGUAGCCUAGUAGCAAGAUGGAAAAAAAUAGCCUUUGAGAGAUAGGAAGCCAAUAUAGAUCUGUGCAAUAUGUUCUGAAAAUUCUUGCAAUGCUGUCAUAAAUCUGAUUUCAACUAGCAAGGGUUGCAAAAGUGGGUUGAACAAUUCUAAGAGAAUGCUUAGUUCUAUGCUCUGAGUCAUGCUUUUCACGCGCUAUACAUGCUUGAAAUGAUAUUCUCUAUUCUUCAAAUCAUGGUUUUUAGAUCAUUACCUGACUGUUCAAUCAAAAUUUAGUUUCCCUUUUUCUUUUAGUCAUUAACUGACUAUUCUGCGGAUGACUUUCAAACCAUGUUUUUCAAUUGUAUAGCCUGCAUAUUAACUGCUGAAUGAGGGAAGCAAAUUGAAGUUUGAAGAGAAUUGACUUAAGAGUUGACUGAUGUGAUUAUUUUGAAAAAUGAAAAUUCAAAGCAGAAUGAAUGAUCUUUAAUAUUUUGCUGAUUUUUCUGUUAGCCUUGGGAUAUGGUAACUGCAUAGAGUACGCUGCAGGAGGGCGUUUCUGCUCAUAUGAUGGGGGAUCAUGCUCUGUUAAGAAGGGUAGUUCUGAUUGUGCCAUGUCUUGGACCUGGUUAACCUGGUUAUGUUAUCUGCCUGUUUAUAUAUUCUGGUCUAAUUUUCAUAGCUAGUUUCUUCUUACCAAUUUCAGGCUUCAAGCCUUCGUAACGGCAAAAACUGAAUCACUGGUAUUAUUAUUAUGUUCAGGAAAGAUGCUCUAAAAUAGUUUCAUUUUGUUUUAACUUGACUUCAUCAGUGAAAACUUGUAAAUAUUAUGAACCUGAACGUAUGAUUCUGAAAGAGGUUGUCUCCUAGUUGACUUGUUUUUUUCUUUCUUUUGUUAUUAAUUUGUAAAAUGCUUUGUUUCUGUGGGAGUGGGACCGCAACUGGAUAUUGAU